Molecule: messenger RNA, 1306 nt
Organism: Camelina sativa (false flax)
Lineage: Eukaryota; Viridiplantae; Streptophyta; Magnoliopsida; Brassicales; Brassicaceae
Product: fe(2+) transport protein 2-like
Biological process (GO): zinc ion transmembrane transport
Cellular component (GO): plasma membrane
Molecular function (GO): zinc ion transmembrane transporter activity
Source: RefSeq, a predicted model, not a curated record
UAAUAAUUAAUCUUAUAUACUAAUGUCUACUACCAAACUAGUCAUGAAGCUCGUCUACAUUCUCCUAAUCCUGUUCACCUUCACCGUUUCUCCAGCGAUCUCAACCUCCCCGGAAGGUUGCGGCAGCGGCUCGGACAAUCCGUGCGUCGAUAAAGCUAAGGCAUUCCCACUCAAAAUCGUAGCCAUUGUAGCCAUCCUUACGACAAGCUUGAUAGGCGUAUCGUCACCUCUUUUCAGCCGUUACAUUUCGUUCCUCCGUCCCGAUGGCAACGGUUUCAUGAUUGUAAAAUGUUUUUCUUCCGGAAUCAUCCUUGGAACCGGUUUCAUGCAUGUCUUGCCUGACUCUUUCGAGAUGUUGUCAUCGGAAUGUCUUAGCGAUUAUCCGUGGCAUAGGUUCCCUUUCGCGGGGUUUGUCGCUAUGUUGUCCGGUCUAGUCACUCUAGCCAUUGACUCUAUUACCACCAGCCUUUAUACUGGUAAGGACACAGUUGGACCCGUGCCUGACGAGUAUGACAUUGAUCAAGAGAAGGCAAUUCACAUUGUAGGUCACAACCACAGUCACGGUCAUGGUGUAGUGCUAGGAACUAAAGAUGAUGGACAACUUUUGCGGUACCGUGUCAUUGCCAUGGUAUUGGAGCUUGGGAUUUUAUUUCAUUCGGUGGUAAUUGGACUAUCUCUUGGAGCAACUAAUGAUGCAUGUACCAUUAAAGGACUCAUCAUAGCUCUGUGCUUCCAUCACUUGUUCGAAGGAAUGGGUCUCGGUGGCUGCAUCCUUCAGGCAGAUUUUACAAAUGUGAAGAAGGUCAUGAUGGCAUUACUUUUCGCUGGAACAACACCUUUUGGUAUCUUUCUUGGAAUCGCAUUGUCGAAUAUCUAUAGAGAUAACAGUCCAACCGCAUUAGUUACGAUUGGACUGUUAAAUGCUUGUUCGGCCGGAAUGCUCAUAUAUAUGGCCCUCGUCGACCUUCUAGCUACAGAGUUCAUGGGAUCAAUGCUCCAAGGCAGCGUCAAACUCCAGAUCAAGUGCUUCGUGGCGGCUUUGCUCGGCUGCGCAGUAAUGUCGGUCGUUGCCUUGUGGGCUUAGACACUCUUUCAACACAAUUAAUAAAUUAUUUAAUUUGUUGUUACUUUCUAAGUUUGACCUUUGUACAUUAAUUGAGGGUUCUUUAAAGUUUGAUUCAUUAUUUUAAUUUGUAUUCUGAGAUAUAUUCACAUUGCAAUAUGGCAUUGUAAGAGUUUGAAAUAUUCUUUAUUUAUGACAAUGUAAAAUUAUUACUCCCUCCGAUUUUUGUUAUUUGUCGGUCUA